AAAGAAGAAAGUGAUUUGUGCGCCUGCGCAAAUCUGAAGUCAAGCAUUGGUAAUACAAGUUUUCCUGAUUCGUUCUAGUUUUUCUUGGAAAACAAUACUGAAAUAUAAACACAGUUUAUAGCUGUUUUUAGUGCUCCGCUAAUGGACUACAGCUAAUGUAUCUUGUUCUCGUCCGUAAACUCAUCUUCAAAGAGGCUUUUGUUUUGAAAGUGUCGCUGUCCCGUUGGAGCUGUCUGUACGUAAAAACACGGAGGGAAAAUCUGCAUACACGAGUUUACUGACGCCAUUAUGUGUCUAAAUACGUACCGCCAGUGUCUCUAGUGUGUCUCUGUUUAUUUCACCAAACCCCACUGUCAUAUUAAAGUUGACACUGUGGCUGUGGCGGGAUGCAACAACCAGAACCAGACCGACUGAAGACAUCUCCACAGUCGCUGGUUUUCUUUGACUUGGAGACAACUGGACUGGGUCAGUCCUGUGAGAUCGUCCAGCUGGCUGCAGUGAGUGGAGGCCACUCACUCAACCUCUACGUCAUCCCCCGGGGUCAAAUCCAGCGAGGAGCAGCCAAAGUGACCGGCUUCAGGGUCCGUAGACACAGACUGUACCUCCAUCGACAACUUGUCCUCACCAACUCCCUACGAGAGGUCCUGGUCUCCUUCAUAGCUUUCCUUCAGAUGCUCGGACGCCCACUUGUUGUUGGCCACAACAUCCGCCGCUUCGACUGUCCACUGUUGGCUCGAGCUCUCGAUGAACUGGACCUGAGAGCAGAGUUUGAGUCAUCAGUCUCAGGCUGUGUUGACACUCUGCCUCUGGCUCGCGAGAUGCUGAAGGACCUCUGCCUCCAGAGUUUUCGACAGGAGAACCUGGUCAGGGAGCUGCUGGGUGUGAACUACAAGGCCCAUGAUGCUUUGGAGGAUGUUCGGGCAUUACAGGCUCUGUAUAGUGUGCUUCAGCCCACACCAGAGGUGGUCUGUAGGCAUAAGUUCACUCUGGACACCAUGAAAAACAAACCAACUGUGAAAUCUAAAAUGCCCUGUAAACUACCAGAAAAGCGCCCCCUGUUGGAGCACAUCAGGCAGACCGUGAAGGCCACAGAGAGCAAAGCAGAGGAACUUAAUGAAUUAUAAAACUCUAUAUGUCAAUAAAUUAUUAUCAGACUGAGAAAUAAAUACAGUAAACCAUUGCGCAGAAGACUGGCAGCCUUCAUCAGCCUGUAUGAUGACAUUGUGUGCCACAUGCUAGAACAUGAAACCCACUCGACUGCUUGGUGGCACAAAACAAGAAGGCUGUUCCUGUGCAAACAGAGCCAGAGCUGUCAGUCUUUUCCAAAGGUUGAUGGUGGAACAAAAGCUGUUGAAAGCCGAGGGAAGCUUAGAGAGACUAUACAUGCACAUCUGUAAAUCACAGCAGCAUAAGAUUAGGGCGUGGCUGGUUCUUCCAUAGCCCAAUAUGGUCUUUAAUUAUUCUAGACUUCCUUUAUUGGCUUUGUCAAUCUGAAGUUUCGUAUAUGUAUGCUUCAGUCAUGCUUUUCAUUACUCCAAAAACUGCACGAUACUAAGCAGAUUGGUUUCAUGGGGGUUUGAUGCAGCUGUAGUAAGACCUUCUUAAGAGUUUUAAGAUGGCUGCAUACUGUUUGCUACCUCUUCACUAUUUAUUAACAAAAAGCCAAAGUUCACACAUCUGUGUAUGAUUUAUAAAUGGUGAAAUGUAGAUAAUGGUAGGAAGAUUUUAAAAUAUGUUUCUUAGCUUAAUUGUUACUCAUCACUGAGUGUUAGUAGUGACAACAGUUGAAAAAUUCACCUUAUGUAUAUAGUUUGGUCACUGAGAAAAUAUUUAUGUUAAUUCAGGUCAAAGUUUCAAGACAACGUAUUUUUAAUGGAGGUAAAUAAAUCUGUUAAUAAAUGUAUUGUAUAACUACA
Messenger RNA from Dicentrarchus labrax (European seabass), 1916 nucleotides. Its product is annotated as protein PML. The transcript is spliced from 2 exons. The record is from RefSeq and is a predicted model, not a curated record. Gene Ontology annotation, biological process: DNA catabolic process. NCBI's taxonomy places the organism in Eukaryota, Metazoa, Chordata, Actinopteri, Moronidae. The coding region runs from base 387 to 1124 and encodes 245 amino acids. Gene Ontology annotation, cellular component: cytoplasm. Gene Ontology annotation, molecular function: 3'-5'-DNA exonuclease activity; nucleic acid binding.